Molecule: messenger RNA, 2211 nt
Organism: Tarenaya hassleriana
Lineage: Eukaryota; Viridiplantae; Streptophyta; Magnoliopsida; Brassicales; Cleomaceae
Product: protein NRT1/ PTR FAMILY 6.3-like
Exons: 5
Coding region: 151-1920 (589 amino acids)
Biological process (GO): transmembrane transport; oligopeptide transport; response to nitrate
Cellular component (GO): membrane
Molecular function (GO): nitrate transmembrane transporter activity
Source: RefSeq, a predicted model, not a curated record
GCCCUCACAACAAAGCAAAAGCUCUCAAACAAAACUACCCUUUUGCUCCGUGUGAUUCACAAAAAAUAUAUAAAAGAAAAGAAUCAAAAGAACCAAAAAAGAUUCAGUUUUCUUUUGUUCUUGCAUAAUUUUUCCAUCAAUCUUUAAGAUAUGUCUCUUCCUGAAAUCCAAGAUACCCUCUUAGAUGCCUGGGACUUCCAAGGCCGCCCCGCCAUCCGAUCCAAGACCGGUGGUUGGGCCAGCGCCGCCAUGAUUCUCUGUAUCGAGGCCGUAGAGAGGUUAACGACGUUAGGUAUCGGCGUUAAUCUGGUUACGUAUUUGAAGGGGACUAUGCACUUGGGAAAUGCAACGUCGGCUAACACCGUUACCAACUUCAUUGGAACAUCGUUCAUGCUCUGUCUCCUCGGUGGCUUUGUCGCCGACACGUUUCUCGGCAGGUACAUGACAAUUGCGAUCUUCGCCACGAUUCAAGCCACGGGUGUAACGAUCUUAACGCUCUCAACGAUCAUUCCUGGCCUCCGGCCUCCGAAAUGCGAUCCAACCUCGUCAAAUUCAUGCGUACAAGCUAGUGGAAUGCAACUUUUAGUCCUAUACAUAGCGUUAUACCUCACCGCUCUCGGAACCGGUGGCGUUAAAGCGAGCGUUUCGGGUUUCGGUUCGGAUCAAUUCGAUGAGACAGACCCGAAGGAACGUUCUCAAAUGACGUAUUUCUUCAACCGGUUCUUCUUCUUCAUCAACGUUGGCUCGCUUGGUGCGGUCACCGUUCUUGUAUACAUACAAGACGACGUUGGGCGCAAAUGGGGUUAUGGUGUAUGCGCGUUUGCGAUUGUGUUCGCGCUUUUGGUGUUUUUGUCGGGGACUAAACGCUACCGCUUCAAGAAGCUGAUCGGUAGCCCGCUAACGCAGAUUGCAGCGGUCUUCAUCGCCGCGUGGCAAAAGAGACGGCUUGAACUUCCUGCGGAUCCGUCGCUCUUUUUCGAUUUGGACGAUAUCGUUACGUCGGAGGUUUCGAAGAAGAUGAAGCAAAGGUUGCCCCACACCGAGCAAUUCCGGUCCUUGGAUAAAGCGGCCAUUAAGGAACAACAAGACACGAUUGGUCCGAACCUAUACAACAAAUGGACACUCUCAACCCUAACGGACGUCGAAGAAGUGAAACAGAUAGUAAGAAUGUUACCAAUUUGGGCAACCUGCAUUCUCUUUUGGACAGUACAUGCCCAGCUGACAACAUUGUCCGUGGCACAAUCCGAGACCAUGGACCGACGCGUCGGAAGCUUCCAAAUCCCUCCCGCCUCGAUGGCCGUCUUCUACGUCGGCGGUCUCCUCCUCACGACCGCCGUCUACGACCGUUUCGUCAUCCCCUUCACCAAAAAAUUCCUAAAGAAACCUAAUGGCCUUACACCAUUACAACGCAUCGGUAUAGGGCUACUCUUCGCCUCUUUCGCCAUGGCGGUCGCUGCCCUAGUCGAGAUCAAACGUCUAAGAACUGCUCAUUCCCACAGUCCAACUGACAAAACGCUUCCUCUAGGGUUCUACUUGCUGAUUCCUCAGUAUCUAAUCGUCGGUAUAGGUGAAGCGCUGAUAUACACAGGACAAUUGGAUUUCUUCUUGAGAGAGUGUCCAAAGGGUAUGAAGACGAUGAGCACAGGGCUGUUGUUGAGUACAUUGGCGUUAGGGUUUUUCUUGAGCUCGGUUCUCGUGGCGAUUGUUCAUAAAGUCACCGGAACCGCACAUGCAUGGAUCGCCAACGAUCUCAACAAAGGUCGGCUCUACAAUUUCUACUGGCUCGUCGCUGUUCUUUGCGCCUUGAACUUCGCCGUGUUUUUGGUUUUCGCAAAGUGGUAUGUUUACAAGGACAAGAGGCUAGCAGAGGUCGGGAUUGAGUUGGAUGAUGAGCCCGAGAUCCCCACGUGUCAUGCUUGAUGAUGAUGAUGAAGAUUACGACGAUGAUGAUGAUAAACACGAUAUGGUUUUGUGGUAUAGUACGUAAAUUUUCUUACUUUGUCACAAAAAAAAAACAUGUUUCUUGGUUUUGGUUUAAAUCUCUUGUUUUCCCGAGUGUACAAAGGGAAACAAGAGGGAGGGGUUAAAGAGACCGGGGUUCAUAAAAGAAAAUGGGGCGACCGAAGGAACAACAAGUUAUAUGUAUCAAUCUUGCAAAAUUUGUGCGUCUUUGUAUAAAUCAGAAUCAGUAAAAAUUUCCAUGAUUUUCAA